This is a messenger RNA of Adineta steineri, 915 nucleotides long. Lineage: Eukaryota; Metazoa; Rotifera; Eurotatoria; Adinetida; Adinetidae. The record is from the annotation of a GenBank genome assembly.
AUGCUUACUACAGCAUUAUAUCCUAGAUGUACAAGAUUUAUUAAUCAUUUUUCGAUUUCUAUUAUUGCAAAUCGUUCCCUAUCAACAACAAAUGAUACAAUACCAUCACCAUUAAAUGAUAAUACUGAAUCUAAUACAGAUAUAAAUAGAAAUGUUUCACGUUUACCUGAUGAUGUCUAUCGACAUUUUAAAGGUUUACCACCAUUAGAAAUUAAAGAACAAUAUCAUACAAGAACAAAAUUACGUACACUAUGGGGUAAAUAUGGUCGUAAAACAGGUAUAGAUCCUAAACUUUGUUGGCCAACACAAACUGAAAUGAAUGAAAUUAUGGAUGAUGAACGUGUAUAUAAUAUGGAAUUAAAUGAGAAAUUAAAAAUAGUUAAAGAACGACGUGAAGCCAAACAAAAAGAAAUUGAUCAAAUUCAAGUAAAAGUUGAGAAGAAUCUUAAAAAUAUGCCUAAAAUGGUUGAAGAUUAUCGUAAACGAACAAUUGAACGUGAACGUGCUAAAAAAGCUGAAGUGAAAGUUAAAAGUGAUUUAGCUGAACAAGCACGUGAUUUUUAUGGAUUUUCAGUUGAUCCUGAUGAUGAACGGAUGCAGUUUAUGUUAUUACAAUUAGAAGAAGCACAAAAAACUGAAGAAAAGAAAGCACGUAAAGCAGCUAAGAAAUUAGAAGCACAUCAACAAUUACAAAAACUAAUGGGUAUAUCAUCAACAGCAGAAGUUACAAGCGAAGGAGAUGCACCUGCAACACCAAUUGAUCCAUUAGCACCAAUACCAGAUGCAAAAGAUAAAGAAACUGAUAUGAAAUUAUUUGCUAAACUUGUUUCUGAACGUAGUAAAUUAGCUAAAGCAGCAUCGAGAAUAGCUGAAGAAAAUGCGACUGGUCAAACGAAAGGCCAAAAGAAAAAAUAG